Molecule: messenger RNA, 1833 nt
Organism: Blumeria graminis f. sp. triticale
Lineage: Eukaryota; Fungi; Ascomycota; Leotiomycetes; Helotiales; Erysiphaceae
Source: the annotation of a GenBank genome assembly
AUGUAUUUGCAAUAUGACGAAGGUAUACCUUGCAGAAAUUAUCUUGAAACCCCGAAAGUUCAAAAGAACAGUUGUACCCCGCAAAGAUUUUCAUCUCGCAAAGCAUCGCCCACCUUAGGUCCAUUAGGUCGAAGAAAUACGAUAAACGAAAGUUCUGGACUAAGGAGAUCCCUACCCAAAAGACCAUUGUCAGAACAUCUUGUUCAGCCUAACUUAUCAAACGAUCAACUAAGCCCAAAUUAUGACCGUGAAUUCAAGAAGGAAAUCCCGACUUCUAUCAGUGACAAGGACAAUAGAAUGCAAAAAGAAAAUUCAAAGCAGCGCAAUAAAUUCCAUAAAAAAGCCUCAGUUUUUUACCUCGCACACCCCGCCCCAACUUUGACCCAAACGCAAAAGUUUCUACAGAUUCGCCCGAAACUAUUGCUCCAAUUACAAUUACUGACAGCGCAGACUCGACCCAAACCUUCUCUUGACGUUAUCCCCUCUACAGUAUUAGUUCCUCGGCUAGCAAAGAAAUUCCCUCGUCUUUUUCGGGGUAGAAGAGAGCUAGGAAGUAAUGAUGUGAUAAUUGUCAAAAGUGAGGACUAUGAUACAGCCGUAGAAAGCAGUGAGAAGAUCUGGGAAUCAGGCAACAGUGACAUCGCUAAAAGAGAUCUUUUGGCUGUAAUAUGUCAAAUGCCAAGAGAUAGGGGAGCUUCUCAGGGCGUCGCAGAGAUAGUUUUAAGUGAUGGGAGUGUCUGUACCGCUACUCCAUUACCCGGUGGUAUCUAUGAAAUUCAAACAACAGACAAAGACGGGCACCAGAUAAUUGCUCACUGGUGGAUCAAAAAAUAUCCCAAGCGAACAAGCAUCGAGUCUUUAGACUAUGCUAAUAUAAAUGCCGAUCUACACUAUGCAUUUAGCAUAAUUGAAUCCAACACACGAAAAAAUCCGAUAAUGGCAACUAUCAGCCACAAAAGUUUGGAAAUUCUGGAUUCUUACAGCGCAAAGUCAUCUCUGCAAGGGAACUAUCAUCGAAAGCCAUCAGUCCAAGUCAGCACAAAAUGUUAUGAAAACCCUGAAAGUUUAUCGGCUACAGUGUGUUCAACUUAUCAAAUCGAUGAGAAAAUGGAGGCUUUAAUUCAAGUUACCGGAAUCUGGGUAUCAUUGCGUCAAGGUUGGUGCCCAAAUUUUAAAUAUAAUGACGCAAUAGCCAUCGCAUGUUCAUCAACAUGCUCGCAACCUGGCGGAAGAUCAAGAUCUUCGUCUAUGACGCCGCAUACGAAUCUUAAUUGUUCCGAUAUUGACAUUUUAGACCUACCUGACUCUACCAUCAGUCCGCGAGUGACUAGUUUUGGUAACAUCAUGCGUCAGGCUUCUCUUAGAUGUAGGAAAGCCAACCAAAAUUCAUCCACUAUCGAAACAAAAAUAAUAUCGCAAAAAAAGGCUUCAUCGGGCACCGCGUUUGUACAGCGCGUGGCUGCAAGCCGUAUGAGUCACACACCAAGCACAAUUUCAAAUGAAUUUGAAAAAGAUCCAUUUAAUGUAAACUCGUUUAUUUUUCCUGAAAAUUUUAACGGCGACGAGGUAAAAGAAGUAUCGAAAUUAAGUCAAUUACCGACUACCUAUUCUCCUAAGGCAGACCCCGACACAAAUUCUCGUACAAGAGGAUUAAAACAGACACUAUUAUUCCAUAACCGUUGUAAUUUACUGCACGAGGACUUUAGUUAUGAUGCCAGAUCAAAAAAAAGUAAAAAUACAGAGACUAUACAUCGAACAAGACGUUUUAAGGCGAUGAUCGCUGGUAUAUUUCACCGAGCUUAUACCAUCAAUCAACGCUCUGCACACGGGUAA